Messenger RNA from Drosophila arizonae, 1534 nucleotides. RefSeq lists its product as uncharacterized. The record is from RefSeq and is a predicted model, not a curated record. Gene Ontology annotation, molecular function: 5'-3' exonuclease activity; 3'-5' exonuclease activity. Lineage: Eukaryota; Metazoa; Arthropoda; Insecta; Diptera; Drosophilidae.
GCGGAUAUCUACAGCAAGAACAACAAACAUCAAAACAUCACGGCGAGAGCUGCAGCAACAACGGCAAACGUGGGAUAAAGCAUACAAUUUGAAUUGCAGAUCGUCAGACGUCGCUUUCGCCGAACGGAAAUGUCUGCGGCACGUUUACCCUAUUACCAACAGCAGCAGCAGUCCGGUGAGCAUCAGCAGCGGCGUAGCGGGGGACAGCGUUGCGCUGGCUAUCAGGAUCGUAGUAGCAGUCGACGCAGCGAACGCCGCUAUAGCCGCAGUCGUAGUCGCAGCCGGAGUCGCAGUCGCUCCUUGGAGCGCCAGCGUCGUCGUCAUCAUUAUCAGUCGCAGCACCAGCAUCGUCAUCGUAGAGAUUCACGUGAUCGCCAGAAGGAAUGGGACAGGGACUAUUCGAGACGCAGUUAUUAUCAACGAGAGAGUCGCAGUCCUAGUCCAACGUCGUGUUCCUCCGUCUCCACUUCAACAGGGGCAGGAGCAGGAGCUGCAUCAGCACGUCGUGCCCAUGGUAAUGGAGGCGAUAAAAUGAACGCCAAGGAUAAUACAAUGUCCGCCGUGGGCGCCUAUUACAAUCUCGAUACGGAUGAGCCAUUCGAUAAGGAGCGUAUACAUCGUGAAAUCGAAGCAAAACUACGCGAGACACUCGCACGCGAAGGCAAAGUGUAUCCACCGCCGAAGCCAGAGGCAUCGCAUCCCGUGUUUGCCAACGAUGGCUCCUUCAUGGAGCUGUUCAAGAAGAUGCAGGGUCAACAAGAAAARCAGCAGCAGCAGCAGCCAACAGCAGAUGUAGCUGCGUCAGCUUCACCAGCCACUGCAGCCCCUUCAGCAGUAGCCGCAGCUAAUGCCAAAGCAGGAGCUACUCUUCGCGAUCAGCCACAGUCGCUGUUGGAGCCCAAUUCAGUUAUCAGUCCAUUUGGUGCUCUGCCAGCGAUUGCUGCAGGCGCUGCCAGUACUCCAGCUGCUCCAUAUAUAGCCGCUGCAGCGACUGGCAAAUCGGCGCCGCCGCCACCAAUGGUUGGACGUCGACGUGGUGGCAAAAUCUUAAAAACGGGCGUCGUUGCCAAAUUGAAGACACCCAGCGAGAGAGAUGUGGACCCGAAAGACUUUUGGUCAUUGUAUUUGGCUGAAGUAAACAAGUACAAGAGCAAUGCCUGCGAUACGGAUAAUGGCAAAAGACCGCUGGUCAAAUAGUCUACGAAACACAUUCACAUACAACUACAUCUACAUAACCCCAUACACACAUAUAUAUAUAUAUAUAUGCAGGUGUACGCACAACAAACGAAAAUAUGAACUUGAACGCAGGCAAAAACUAAUCACAAAAUGCAAUAAGCACAACCAACAUAAUUAAUUGGUUGCCAAAAAUACAAUCAGCUAUAUAUGUAUGUAUAGCUCUAUAUAUGGUUAAGAGUUUGAUACGAAUAGGCAAGCACAUCUCCUUUGCUAUAUAUACUAACUGACUUUGUAUGCAACUUGCAACACAUCUAAAUGAUGGGGAUAAUCGGAAAAGAAACAUAAUUAGUAGAUAAGA